This is a messenger RNA of Peromyscus eremicus (cactus mouse), 704 nucleotides long. It is a transcript of the gene Lsm6, whose product is annotated as LSM6 homolog, U6 small nuclear RNA and mRNA degradation associated. The transcript is spliced from 5 exons. Gene Ontology annotation, cellular component: P-body; U4/U6 x U5 tri-snRNP complex; sno(s)RNA-containing ribonucleoprotein complex. Gene Ontology annotation, molecular function: RNA binding. NCBI's taxonomy places the organism in Eukaryota, Metazoa, Chordata, Mammalia, Rodentia, Cricetidae. The record is from RefSeq and is a predicted model, not a curated record. Bases 218 to 460 code for a protein of 80 amino acids. Gene Ontology annotation, biological process: mRNA splicing, via spliceosome; maturation of SSU-rRNA.
CAAGGAGGACGCUGAUUGGGUGAGGCGGGAGAGCGCGCUGCCGGGGGCGGUUUCGGUUUUCGCCGCGCGCGUCCGCGGAGGCCCGGCCUGGGAGAGCUCCGGAUCCGGCUGCGAGAUGAGCCUGGGGCCAUGAGAGGUGAUAGUUACAAGCUGCACAGCUGAUUAAGUAGCAGAGGAGAUUAGAACUCAGGUUUCCGGCCUCCCAAGAUUGUUAAACAUGAGUCUACGGAAGCAAACCCCUAGUGACUUCUUAAAGCAAAUCAUCGGACGACCAGUUGUGGUGAAACUAAAUUCUGGAGUGGAUUAUCGAGGGGUCCUGGCCUGCCUGGAUGGCUACAUGAAUAUAGCAUUGGAACAGACGGAAGAGUAUGUAAAUGGACAGCUGAAGAAUAAGUACGGGGACGCGUUCAUCCGAGGAAACAAUGUGCUGUAUAUAAGUACCCAGAAGAGAAGGAUGUGAAGACACCAGGAAGCAGCUCUCCUCAGAGUUGGAUAGAAUUUGUUAUGAAGUGUUUUGUUUUGUUUUUUGUCUUUUAUGAUCUUCGUUCGUGUGUUUUCAUAGUGGUUGGUGUGUUUUGUUUUGUUUUUUUAAUUGACAUUGAAAUAAGAUAGAGGUGUUACAUUACAAAUUGAAUCUUAAACUUUUCACGUUUAUGUUUACUUCUAUCUGUACAGAAUGCUAAAAUUAAAAACAAAAAACCCAA